CAAACAGUAAUGGCAUCUCUGAGUCUCCUUCUGGCCUUCACCGUUAUGGCGAUGCUUGUUAACGUUUCACUGUGCGCCAAUUACACAGUGGGAGGUCCUAAUGGCAGUUGGGACAUCAGCACGAGCUUGCAGGCUUGGUCUUCAUCUCAUACAUUCAACCCAGGAGAUGUCUUGUUUUUCCAGUACGCACCCAUGCAUGAUCUUGUGGAAGUAACAAAGGCCGACUACGACUCCUGCCAAGUGACCAAUCCCAUCAACACCCACACCGAUGGCAACACGGCCAUCAACCUCAACGCAAUCGGCAAGAGGUACUUCAUCUGCGGAGUCCCCGGCCACUGCAACCUCGGCAUGAAGGUCGAGGUAGAGACUGUGGCGCCCGGCGCCCAGCCGCACCCGUUCGCCUUGCCUCCUGCUGAUCAAGUGCCGGAAUUGGCUCCAUCAGGCUCACCUCUGGCCACCUUCUACCCUGGCUUCCCUUUGAUCAAUUCCGGCACUUAUAGCUCUUCAUCAGGCACGCAACUGCCACCGCCAGCAUCAUCUUCUAGCUCACCAACCAAGUCCAGUGUGUUCAUGAAUUGGGCUCCACUGUUGAUUCUACUCUUGCUUUUCUGGCUCGGUUUCUAA
This is a messenger RNA of Nymphaea colorata (pocket water lily), 624 nucleotides long. Its product is annotated as uclacyanin 1-like. The transcript is spliced from 2 exons. Lineage: Eukaryota; Viridiplantae; Streptophyta; Magnoliopsida; Nymphaeales; Nymphaeaceae. The coding region runs from base 10 to 624 and encodes 204 amino acids. Gene Ontology annotation, molecular function: electron transfer activity. The record is from RefSeq and is a predicted model, not a curated record. Gene Ontology annotation, cellular component: plasma membrane.